Punica granatum (pomegranate) is the source of this 1605-nucleotide messenger RNA. The record is from RefSeq and is a predicted model, not a curated record. NCBI's taxonomy places the organism in Eukaryota, Viridiplantae, Streptophyta, Magnoliopsida, Myrtales, Lythraceae.
CCCUAAUUGCUUAGGGUUGAGGAGGCAGAGAGACGAAGAUGGCUUCCAAGAAAUCUCAUGUGGUCUGUUUGCCUAUCCCAACUCAGAGCCACAUAGGGGCGAUGCUCAAACUCGCGAAGCUCCUUCACCACCGAGGCCUCUACAUCACCUUCGUUAACACGGAGUAUAACCAUAGGCGCCUAGUUGAGGCCAGAGGCCGGAGCUUCCUAAAUGAUCUCCCCGCUGGUUUCCAGCUCGUGGAGAUCCCGGACGGGCUUCCACCAUCUCAGGCCAACGCGACCCAGGAUGUUAUCUCCCUUUGCGAGUCCGCUAGGCUCUACUUGCUGUAUCCAUUCUGUGCCCUCAUCAAUGACCUGAAGGAGAGGGCGGCAGCUUCUGGUUCGGGCUUUCCACCGGUCUCUUGCAUUGUGGCAGAUGGUUUCAUGACGUUCUCAGCCUAUCCAGCGAGUGAGAAGUUCGGGAUCCCGGUCGUGAACUUGUGGACUAUACCAGCCUGUGCCCUGAUGGCAUUCAUGCACUAUCCUAAGCUCAUAGAAAAAGGGUUUGCUCCACUAGAAGAUGAAAGCUAUCUUACGAAUGGCUAUCUAGAAACAAUAAUUGAUUGGAUUCCUGGCAUGAAGAACAUGAGACUGCGAGACAUGCCAAGUUUCUUACGAACAACGGCUCCAGAUGAUGUCAUAUUCAAUUUCGUAAUGGACACGGCAGCCAGAUUUGACAAGGCUUCGGCGACCAUCAUUCACACCUUUGAGGCACUUGAAGCAGAUGUUUUGGACGCUUUCUCAUCGAUGUUCUCUAGGCCUGCUUAUGCAAUCGGUCCGUUUCAGCUGCUUAUUGAUCGAAUCCCAGAAAAUGAGAACCAACUGAAGCACAUCCGUUGCAACCUAUGGAAAGAAGAUAUGCAGUGUCUUCAAUGGCUAGACUCACAAAAACCUGAAUCCGUGCUCUAUAUUAAUUUCGGAAGCAUAGCAUUUUUGACAUCGCAACAACUGAUAGAGUUUGCUAUGGGGAUUGCUAGUAGUAAACAUCCAUUCUUAUGGAUAAUUCGGCCCGACCUAGUGAAUGGGGACACUGCAAUAAUUCCUCCAGAAUUCAAUGAAGAAACCAAGGGGAGAGCUUUUAUUUCCGAAUGGUGCCCACAAGAGGAAGUACUCAACCACCCUUCGGUCGGAGGAUUCCUGACUCACUGUGGAUGGAACUCGGCAAUCGAGACCCUGACUGCUGGAGUCCCAAUGCUGUGCUGGCCCUAUUUCGGAGAUCAACAGACAAUCUGCAAGUAUGCGUGCAUGGAUUGGGAGGUUGGGCUGGAGAUUGGCAGCGACGUGAAGCGAGACAAAGUGCAGAAGCUCACGAAAGAAUUGAUGGAUGGAGAGAAGGGAAAGCAAAUAAAGAAAAGAGCCAUGGAGUGGAAGCGACUAGCAUUCGAAGCAACGGUGGAACAGGGCUCAUCGGCUAUAAAUUUAGAGAAACUAGUGUGCGAGAUUAUAUCCAAAUAGAUUAUCAAAUUGUCUAAACUCUUGAUGGAAAUUCAGCAAGUUUGCCUUCACGCACGACCUUCAAUGAAUAACUUCUUACUUCCUUCCUUCCUGGAUAUAUAUCAUCGUUAUA